Tetrahymena thermophila SB210 is the source of this 621-nucleotide messenger RNA. RefSeq lists its product as hypothetical. Lineage: Eukaryota; Ciliophora; Oligohymenophorea; Hymenostomatida; Tetrahymenidae. The record is from RefSeq and is a predicted model, not a curated record. The transcript has a single exon.
AUGAGUAAAUACUCUAGGGGUUUAGAUAAUGGAUAUUGGGUCAAACGUCAGCGUGCUUAAUCAAUUUAAUCAGCUAAGUAAAUAGAAAAUAUGUAAAAUACUUUGAAUUAAGGCUAUUCUGUUGCUUUAUAAUUCAAUGGAGAUCAUAAGAGAGAAAAAUCAGCUGAUAUUUUCAAUGAAAAUAGAAUCUCUACAUGUUCCUUUGUAAAAAGAAAAGGAAAUGACUACGAAGCAGUACCUUUCUAUGCACGCCCUUUAACUGCUGCCAACUUGGCUAGCACAGCUGAGACCAUUAUGAACAAAUCCUUAUAUAAAACUUCAACAAAUACAGAAGCUUAUCGUACAAGAGCUUUGAGUCAUGCAGGUAUGGGCUCUAGUAAACCGUUGGAGCCAUACAAUCCAAAUGCUUAACGCUCACGUUUGCCUUCUCAAGAUUUUAAAUAAUACUACGUAAAUAGAAGUGUUAUAGAGAUUGGAGAUAGGAAUAGCUUUGAUAAAAAACACUAUUUAACUACAAAUAGAAAUGAAAUGGGUAGAUAACCUCAUAAGCAUUUUGUGAGCAAACAUCCAGGAAUCACAACUUACUAAAUUAAGUGGGAUAAAUAUUUAAAGAAUAAGUGA